AUGCAAAAUGACGUUUGUUUGCUUAAAUUUGAGGAGGAUCUCCUUGCCAUUGAAGAAACGGCAAGAGCCUGCCUUGCUUCAGAAUUUCCCGAAGCUGGACAAGCUUGCUGGAUUGCCGGAUGGGGAUUUUACGAGGAGGAUAGUGGUAGUUCGGACAUACUUAAGAGCGUCGGUUUGAACAUUCUUUCCCAUGAGUAUUGCAAGGAACAUGCUCCAGCUUCGAAUAUGAUGACCCAGAAUGAAAUCUGUGUCGGGCUCCCGGAUUCUGAUGACGCUGACGAUCUCACAGAUGGCGGUAGUGGCGCAUGUAGUGGCGACUCUGGAGGACCUCUCAUUUGCAAUGUCGAUGGGUUCGCGACAGUCAUGGGUGUAGCAUCUUACACUUGGCCGCCUUGUGGCUCCGCUGGGCUACCCUCUAUCUACGCUUCGAUCGCACAUGACAAUUGGGUUGAGAUGGUCCUUAAAGGCAACAACGCUGUUGAAUUUGAUCCUGUUUCUGACCGAAUCGAUGAAACUUUAACGACUUGCUCUGACGCACGAUCGCUUGAAAAGAUUAUAGAAGGAACACAUUUGGACUCGCAAGGACAAGCACAUUGGCCGUGGUUGGCGCGACUUGCAAUCGGAGCGUUAGAUGGAGGAACUUGUGGUGGCACAAUAAUUGAUAAUCACUGGGUUCUCACAGCUGCUCAUUGUGUUGAACAUACAACCACAGUUUUCGCUACUUUCAAUGAUUAUUCAAGCGUUGAAAAUGAAAAUGGCGAAAAAACACUCGAAGCAAGUCAAGUUGAAAUACAUGAUGACUACUUUGAUGAUCCAAACGGACUUUCUUUUAUGGACAUUGCUCUCCUUAAGUUCGACGAAGAUCUUCUUUCUUUAGAUGGAACAGCUAAGGCUUGUUUGGCAACAAGCUACCCAGAAGCCGGACAAGCAUGCUGGGUUGCCGGUUGGGGAAUGCCUGAAGACGAUCAUCCAGUGGACUCAAUUCCAGCCUCAACGAUCCUUAAGAGCGUCGGUUUAAAUGUUUUUUCACAAGAAUACUGCGCACAGAAAGCAGAAUUCGAUCUUUCUACUAUGCUGAAAUCUCAUGAUAUCUGUGUCGGUAUUCCGGAUUUGGACGGGGACGGAGAAAUGGAAACUGGCGAAAGCAUUUGCAUGGGAGACUCAGGUGGACCUCUUAUCUGCAAUGUGAAUGGUGCUGCAACUGUCAUGGGUGUUGCUUCAGGCGUAUGGAGGCCAUGUGGAGCAAAGACGCUUCCUUCUGUAUACGACUGGAUAGCACAAGAUAAUUGGAUUAGCCAGACCAUUGCAGCGAACACUUGA
Molecule: messenger RNA, 1320 nt
Organism: Oikopleura dioica
Lineage: Eukaryota; Metazoa; Chordata; Appendicularia; Copelata; Oikopleuridae
Source: the annotation of a GenBank genome assembly